AUGGGGAAGGUAGACUAUAAUAAAGCUGUAUCUUUCACCUACAAUCCUAACGCCAGAAGUGCGCCUGACGAGGAAGAUGAGGACCUUGUCAAGGAAAGACAGCGCCGGGAGGAGUCGCUACGGAGAGCCAAGGCUAUCGAGGAGAGAAAAAGAGCUGCCAGGGGGCGAGGCAGGGGAAGAGGACGAGGUGGUCGAGGGGGCGGUCAGAGGAGCCGCCCGCCUCUUGGGAAGGGGCAGCGGACGCGGCCUCUGGAGAGCAUCGAGGAGGCGCGCGAGACACCAGCAGUCAGCGAGAGGACGAGCUCGGCCGCCACCAGCCUGGCACCUUCGGCCCGAGGAAGGGGCCGUGGUACGGGCAGGGGACGAGGCAGGAUCGAGCGAGCGCCGACUGUCCAGUCCACUCGGCCGAUCACGUCGCAGUCGAACCGGCCUGUGACUUCGCAGUCCACGCAGCGUCCAGGAACAACCAAGUCCGUCCGGCCGCCAACGGCCAAGCAAGAGGAGAGACUCCCGACCGCAAAACCAGCAGAGCCCCCGAAAGAGGAAGAGAAGCCGAGGGAAAAGGAACCUGAAAGUGACCAAAAGGAGCAGCAUAAGGAAGAGCAGAAACAAGAACUGCCAGAGCAGGCUGAGCCGAAGAAGCAAAUGAAGUUUUCAACUGCGGUGAAAGUCCGCAUGUUCAUGCGAUCCUUCUUUAAGAAAAGACGGGAACCAGAACCUCAACAAGAACCGGAACAAGGAAAUGAAGAAGAAGAAGAAGAGGAUAAAAGCAAAGAGGAAGAACAGCAAGAUGAGGAAAACCCGGCCCAAGAGGAAGAAGAAAAGCCCACCGUGGCGGCUAAGGACGAGGAAGAAAAGGAAGAAGAGAAAGAAGCAGAGCCAGAAGAUGAGGAAAAGAAGGACGAUGAAAAUGAGGACGCUGCAAAGGAGAAGACCCCUUCACCGGAACCGGAACAGAAAGUGAAAUCUCCUACGCCGACGCCGACCGAGCCUGAACCCGAACCGGAGCCGGAGCCCCAACCAGAACCUAAGCCCGAACCUGAGCCUGAGACCGAACCGGAGCCCGAACCAGAGCCCGAACCAGAGCCUGAACCGAAGGCC
Messenger RNA from Acanthaster planci (crown-of-thorns starfish), 1101 nucleotides. Its product is annotated as proteoglycan 4-like. NCBI's taxonomy places the organism in Eukaryota, Metazoa, Echinodermata, Asteroidea, Valvatida, Acanthasteridae. The record is from RefSeq and is a predicted model, not a curated record.